Messenger RNA from Momordica charantia (bitter melon), 1300 nucleotides. RefSeq names its product Phospholipase A2 family protein. NCBI's taxonomy places the organism in Eukaryota, Viridiplantae, Streptophyta, Magnoliopsida, Cucurbitales, Cucurbitaceae. Gene Ontology annotation, molecular function: A2-type glycerophospholipase activity. Gene Ontology annotation, biological process: arachidonate secretion; phospholipid metabolic process. The record is from RefSeq and is a predicted model, not a curated record.
GGAACCACAAAUUUUUCAAUAGACAUGGAGAGGAAUUUUCCCGAGAAAAUUUUCUUGCAAGAAUCUUCUCUUCGUUAUACUCUGGAUUCUAAUUGGAAGGAAACGUUCUCCAUCUACUUUGGCAGUUGACGGAUUCCUUCAAAGUCAAGUCUCUUCUUCCUCACUCGGUGGAUUCAUUGUCUUAUGGUGUCCAUUUUGUGAAAUCUGGCCAUGAGUUUUUGAGUUAUCAGCAAUGAACUUGGAAUUUCUUCGUGAUUUUCCUUGGUUUAGGGCCCGGAGAAGCAAAGAUUUAGGUCCAAUCCUUGAAACUUCAACCGCCAUUGUGGAGCAAGGCCAUCAAAAUACUCGUUUUGAUAUUAAGAUAUGGGGAUUUUCCCUUCUUUCACUUCUUCCUUGGGAAAACAAUGCCAAUGCUGGGGAUAUCAUUAUAGCAAAAACUACUAUUAAUAGAAACUUGAAAAGGCAAGUGAAACAUCGUAGGGCUAUUGAGAACCGUGGUGGAGAAACCCCAUUACGAUUUAAACCAUAUGUUUGUAAAGUUCCGUGGCAUACGGGUGUAAGAGCAUUUCUUUCUCAGCUGUUCCCACGUUAUGGACAUUACUGUGGUCCAAAUUGGUCUAGCGGAAAAGAUAACGGGUCUCUCGUUUGGGAUAAACGACCUAUUGAUUGGCUGGAUUUCUGUUGUUAUUGCCAUGAUAUUGGUUAUGACACUCACAAUCAAGCGGAAUUGUUAAAGGCUGAUUUGGCAUUUCUCGAGUGCUUAGAGAGGCCUAAUAUGGUUACAAAAGGAGAUGCUCAUAUCGCUACUCUUUACCGGACCAUGUGUGUCUCAGGUCUGAAGAAUUUGCUAAUUCCUUAUAGAAGGCAACUUAUUCAGCUUCAGUCUCUCCCUCAGCAACCUGCAAUUCAAUUUGGAUGGCUUAGCAAUGUGAAAUGGUUUUGUUGGAACCUGCAAAGAACUGAAAAAGGGCAUCCCAAGGUCUGAAAAAUACUCUUUGUAGGUACUGCGUUUGCUAUCUGGCAAUCAAAUACAUUUAUCCAUUACAGCGUUUCAUCCGAGCAUCCAUCUCCUGUAUAGAUAUACGUAGUCCCGUCUACUUAUUGUGUAGUAAAUAUAUGUACAUCAUCGAGUUUCGGAUUUCUGGUAACUUCCAGCAUAGGUGUUUCGUUGCUAACAUUUUUGCUACUAUAUCAAUCCUAGUGUAUGGACUAAUGGCAAAGGCUUACUAAAUCCUUGCUAUCUAAGUUAGAAUCUACUAGUGAAAUGAAGAAAGUGAAUGAUGGUAUUGUUCUAUUUGAA